Verticillium alfalfae VaMs.102 is the source of this 1221-nucleotide messenger RNA. Its product is annotated as alkaline proteinase. Gene Ontology annotation, molecular function: serine-type endopeptidase activity. Bases 1 to 1221 code for a protein of 406 amino acids. Gene Ontology annotation, biological process: proteolysis. The record is from RefSeq and is a predicted model, not a curated record. The transcript is spliced from 2 exons. NCBI's taxonomy places the organism in Eukaryota, Fungi, Ascomycota, Sordariomycetes, Glomerellales, Plectosphaerellaceae.
AUGGUCAACAACUUCCAGCGCCUGAGCGUCCUCGUCGCGGCUCUCCUGCCCGUCGGUCUUGCCGCCCCCGUCCAGAGCGAGGAGCGCGAUGCCGAGAGCUUCGGAGUCGUCGGCGCAUCCGCCAAGGACAGCUACAUCAUUACCCUCAAGGACGACCUUGAGGCUCGUGAUGUCGAGUCUCACCUUGACUGGCUCAACGAGGUCCAGGCCCGCGCCCUGAACAAGCGCGACUUCCCUGGCGUUAAGAAGCACUACGACAUUGGCGCUUACCACGGUUACUCUGGCAAGUUCGACGAGGAGACUCUCGAGGCCAUCAAGGCCAGCCCUGAGGUUGCCGCUGUCGAGAAGGACCAGAUCUGGACCCUCUUCGCUGUCACCAGCCAGUCCGGUGCCCCCUACGGCCUUGGCUCGCUCUCCUCGCGCACCGGUGCCUCAACCACCUACCGCUACGAUGACAGCGCCGGCCAGGGAACUUACGCCUAUGUCGUUGACAGUGGUGUUCAGGUUGGGCACUCGCAGUUCGGUGGCCGUGCCACUCUCGGCUCCAACCCUGCUGGUGGUGCUCACACUGACACCAGCGGUCACGGCACUCACGUCGCCGGUACCAUCGGUGGUUCCACCUACGGUGUGGCCAAGCGCACCAACAUCAUCUCCGUCAAGGUCUUCGUCGGCAACUCCGCCUCGACCUCCGUCAUUCUCUCCGGCUUCAACUGGGCCGCCAACGACAUCCGCACCAAGGCACGCACCACCACCUCCGUCGUGAACCUGUCCCUCGGCGGUGGCUUCUCGUCCGCUUUCAACAACGCCAUCAACGCUGCCUCGGCCCAGGGCGUCGUUAGCGUCAUCGCUGCCGGUAACGAGAACCAGAACGUUGCCAACGUCUCUCCCGCUUCCGCUGCCAGCGCCAUUGCCGUCGGUGCCGUCGACUCUGCCUGGGCCAUUGCCUCCUACUCCAACUGGGGUGCUGGCGUCACCAUCUUCGCCCCUGGCUCCAACGUUCUGUCCGCCUGGAUUGGCAGCAACACCGCUACCCGCUCCAUCUCCGGUACCUCCAUGGCCUCUCCCCACGUCGCUGGUCUCGUUGUCUACCUCCAGCGCCUCGAGGGUCUCGCCAGCCCUGCCGCCGCCAAGGCCCGCCUCAUCGCCCUUGCCACCACUGGCCGCGUCACUGGCAACCUUCGUGGCUCCCCCAACCGCCUCGCCUACAACGGCGUCGCUUAA